GUUCUCGCGGCGACCUCUCGUUCUCGCCGCUGAUUGGUCGAGGAGGGGAGGGUGGGGCCUGCUGCUGGCUGCCGCCUGGGCUCGCCCUGAGGAGAGGAGCGGACGGGGUCAUGUCGGCGGCGGACGGGGCCCGGGCGGGUGUCAAGGAGGGCCCAGGCGGCGCGGCGGGUGGUGGCUGCGGCCUCCUCAACCAUUUCGUGCAGCUGUCGGGCAGGCCGCGCUCGGCGGGCCAUAGAUCUCCACCAGCAAGAAGCGGCCAUCGUUGCGUGGCAGAUAAUGCCAACUUGUAUGUGUUUGGAGGCUACAAUCCUGACUACGAUGAGUCUGGUGGGCCAGAGAACGAAGACUACCCACUCUUCAGGGAACUCUGGCGGUACAACUUUGCUACAGACACCUGGCAUCAGAUGGGCACUGAAGGCUACAUGCCCAGGGAACUAGCCUCCAUGUCACUUGUAUUACAUGGCAACAACCUGCUUGUGUUCGGGGGCACCGGGAUCCCCUUUGGGGAGAGCAAUGGCAACGACGUCCAUGUCUGCAAUGUCAAGUACAAAAGAUGGGCUCUGCUUAGCUGCCGAGGAAAGAAACCCAAUCGAAUCUACGGCCAGGCCAUGGCCAUCAUCAAUGGUUGUCUCUACGUGUUUGGAGGAACAACUGGUUACAUUUACAGUACCGACCUACACAAACUAGACCUCAACACUAGAGAGUGGAUCCAGCUGAAACCGAACAAUAUGUCCUGUGACAUGCCAGAGGAGAGGUACAGACAUGAAAUUGCACAUGAUGGUCAACGGAUUUAUAUCUUGGGAGGUGGAACUUCCUGGACAGCUUAUUCCUUAGAUAAGAUCCAUGCAUACAACCUUGAAACCAACACCUGGGAGGAAAUUGCCACAAAACCUCAUGAAAAAGUCGGCUUCCCAGCAGCCAGAAGAUGCCACAGCUGCGUUCAGAUAAAAAAUGAUGCGUUCGUUUGUGGAGGCUAUAACGGAGAAGUGAUCCUGGGAGACGUUUGGAAGCUGAAUCUGCAAACUUUCCAGUGGGUCAAGCUCCCAGCUGCCAUGCCGGAACCAGUGUAUUUUCACUGUGCUGCUGUCACACCAGCCGGCUGCAUGUAUGUUCACGGAGGGGUGGUCAACAUCCAUGAAAACAAACGGACUGGCUCGCUGUUUAAAAUGUGGCUGGUGGUACCUAGCCUGCUGGAACUGUCGUGGGAGAAGCUUCUGGCAUAUUUCCCUCAUCUAGCAACUCUUUCCAGAUCUCAGCUUUUGCACCUUGGACUGACGCAGGGACUUGUUGAGCGACUAAAAUGAGAACAUCUCAUGCUUCUGUCUGAGACACGCUACGUUCAAGAAGCCCCCUCCCACCCCACUAUUUAUGGAUAGCGUGGAUGGUCUUGCUAAGAACCUGGAGGAACCCGCUCAACGCCUUACUCAGCAAAUACAUCGAUGCCUUCCUAGAAAUUUUUACUUUAAGUUGUUGAAAAUCCAUUUUUUAUUUAUGGAGCUCUAAAUUACACCAUUAAUCCAAAAUAUUCUCUGGGGCUAAUCCAUACCAUCCAACCAUCACUCUCAUCAGCACACGCUUGCAACUUAAUUGGGGAGGGUGGAGAGCUUGGUGAAUGUCUGAGCCCAUGCUUACACGUGGCGCAUUCAACUUACUAUUUUCACAAGCUGUAUCUAACAGAGAACAUUCACUGCAGAACAACAGCCAACCUGUUCUUUUGCUUUGGAUGAUACUCAUCCCCCUAACACGCAGCUGAGCCCUCCCUCUAUAAAUCCGAGAACUUCCGCUUGAAGGCUUUGCAUGUGUUUCGUGGGCAUGUUCCCAUCUCUUUGAGCUUCAGAAGACGGCUGGAACGUCGCACAGGGCAGGGAGCGAAGCUUUGCCCGUGCAGCUUUUCUGGUGCAGUGUGCAGUGAUUUGAAACACCCUGUGUCUGUGUUCCUCACCUUUUCAUAUUGAAAGGUUUGCUUGGAAGACUGGUUAAAAGUUACCACUUAAUGGACUACUGUGUAGUUUACUCGGGGUGGUGAGGGGAGGGAAAAGGUUUUGCUGAAUCCUUUUUAACUCUUUCUGCUCACAUUGCUAACUGCAAAAAAAACCCUCACCCCGUAGAUUUCAGAGCUGUCUUUUAACCCACAGCGUGUUCUACCCCGUGCUUGGGUGCAAGCCACCCACGCCAACCCUGUCCUGGUUAUCAGCGGACUCUAACGUGUAACUGUAAGCUUUUUGUUUUGCUCCCUCCCACGCAUCAUGCGUUGACCUUGUUCUAGUUAGCUUCAUGUUCCUCCGGGGGGUGGAGGAUGUUACUGGUGCAUGUGGUUUUAAUGCAGGUCCUUGGAAGCUUGUGGAUCACUCAUCCCAGGAAACACAGCAUCAAAAAAAAGGGGAGAGAGAACAUCUCUCCCUCUUGCUGGGAGCAGUGGUCAUCUCUGCACAGGCCAGGGAGGAAAGGAUGGCUGGCUCGUGUCUGUACUGUAAGGUAGCUCUAGAGACCACGUGUAAGUGACCAUCAAACUCCCAGCAGCUCCACGUAGCUGGCAUCAGGUUUGUGCAAAAUCCUUUUCAUUUUUAAGUGCCUUUUUUUUAAAAAAAAAAAAAAAAAAAAAUCAGUUUUUCCCAGUACCUUCUCCUUCCAUCAAAGGCAAAGGUUAAACUCUGGGGGUUUAGUUUCUUUUUAAGAGGUUGCAUUUAUGUUUAAAUAAAUCAUAGCAUUGUUUUUAUGUUAAUCUGAACAGCAGUGGCUGAUCAAGUCACCGCUACCCAGCUUAGGGAGUGGUUCAGGUGAAGUGUUACCACUUGCCCCAACCUUAAGCUUCCCCUGUUCUUGGGGAUACAAUUUUCCCCCUCCUGUAGCCUCAGCUGCUGGUUUAUUGUUUUAGUUUGGGGCUGUUUUUUCCCCAAGACCCAGGAAAAAUAAAAGUUG
Grus americana (Whooping crane) is the source of this 2919-nucleotide messenger RNA. It is a transcript of the gene KLHDC10, whose product is annotated as kelch domain containing 10. Lineage: Eukaryota; Metazoa; Chordata; Aves; Gruiformes; Gruidae. Gene Ontology annotation, biological process: positive regulation of stress-activated MAPK cascade. The transcript has 9 exons. Bases 111 to 1304 code for a protein of 397 amino acids. Gene Ontology annotation, molecular function: protein binding. The record is from RefSeq and is a predicted model, not a curated record.